This is a messenger RNA of Paraglomus brasilianum, 1692 nucleotides long. The record is from the annotation of a GenBank genome assembly. NCBI's taxonomy places the organism in Eukaryota, Fungi, Glomeromycota, Glomeromycetes, Paraglomerales, Paraglomeraceae.
AUGUCGGCUGGUCCUCACACUCCCAGUGACGAUCGCCCACCUGACGCAAGAAACAGAUCUGUGGCUGGUGACCUUAUAACAGUUCAUGAAGAGGAAGACGACGAGAGCCACAAAUUCAAAGACGACUAUAAUGGUGAAGAGCGUCAACGAGAUAGGACUAACGAUGAAGAUUUGUUCAGACGCCGACGCAGAAGUGGGAGCCAUUCUCCUUCACGUGGUCGACGUUCUCCAUCACGUAGUCGGCGUUCUCGCUCACCACGGCAAACUCCGCGACGGUCGCUAUCACCACGAACGCCUUCUCAAGGUACUUAUCCCGAUUCGUAUGGUACCACCAAAGGUCGCUCUUCGUAUAAUGAUCCUUACGAAAAUGAUAGAAGGGAACGGGAAUCUGAUAGGGACAGAGCGAGAGAACCUCACCGUGAACGAAAUAGAAGAGAGCAUAGUCGAUCAAGAGAGAGAUCCGCAAGAAGUUUCAGGUCAGAUCGUAGCUAUAGUCAGAGAAUAAUCGCCAGGGAGUCUGCGGCUAUGGCGGCUUCACAGAAAUCGCAAAAGGAAUGUCGAGUAUAUGUGGGUAAUUUAGCUUAUGAAGUUAAAUGGGCACAGUUGAAGGACUUUAUGCGACAAGCCGGUGAGGUGGUAUUUGCGGAUGUUCUGAUGCAACCUAAUGGAAUGUCAAAGGGUUGCGGAGUUGUUGAAUAUCGUACGCCUGAAGACGCUCGACGGGCAAUUCAGACCCUGAACGAUACAGAUUUGCUAGGAAGACCAGUAUUCAUCCGUGAAGAUAGGGAGAGUGAAGCGAAAUUUGGUACUGGAUUACCUAAUCGUGCCUCUGAUAGAAGUGGCGGAGGAAGCAACAAUGUGCACAAUGGCGGAAACAACGCCGGCGGUGUUGGGGGCAAUGCAGGCCGACAAAUAUUCGUGGGAAAUUUGCCUUAUUCUGUUGGCUGGCAAGAACUGAAGGAUUUGUUUAGGAAUGCUGGGAAUAUUAUUAGGGCGGACAUUUUAAUUGGACACGAUCGUCGUUCUAAAGGAUCAGGGACAGUGUUAUUCGAAACUCCAAUUGAUGCAGCCAAUGCUAUUUCUAAGUACGAUGGGUACGAGUGGAAUGGUAGAAGGAUUGAAGUUCGAGAGGAUCGUUUUGCUGGAGGGCCGCCGCCGCCUAGAUUUGCUGGUCGACCUCGGUUAUAUAAUCCAUCAUAUGGCGGCGGAUCGGGUGGGCCUUACUACGGCGGAGGCUAUGGAUCGGGCUAUAUAUCUAUGAGCGGAGGCCCCGGACAAUAUGAGACUUAUGGCGGCGGUUAUGGUGAAUUUGGCGGUAGCGGUGGCAUGUUAGACUAUAGCGGCGGAGAAUUUGGUGGUAAUUACGGAGCACCGUACGGAGCUGGACCUGGCUACGACGGAACGUCAGGGUACUAUGGAGCACAGGGAUCAUCUUCGGGUGGUGUAUCAGGGACUCAAGUCUAUGUCAAAAACCUUCCAUAUACUACUACAAAUCUCGACUUGAGAGAACUUUUCAAGCACUGUGGUAAUGUUGUAAGAACAGAAAUACUCGAGAUUAACGGUCGACCGAGAGGGGCAGGAAUAGUGCAAUUUGAAAACUACGAGUCAGCGCGUCUCGCUAUCGAAAAGUUUAAUGGAUAUACGUAUGGCGGCCGUGCGAUCGAUGUAAUUUUCGAUCGAUUUGCACAGUGA